AUGGCCGCAUUCAAUCGCUUAGUACGCUUUGCCCAGGGUGAAGCAAAGUAUUUUGGCGAGCUUCUGGAGCACGAUGGCAGCGUUUACACAGUAAAGAAGCUUCUUGGUAGCCCAUUUGACAAACUAGAAGCAACUCGAGAGGUCAUCAAGACAGAACAGCUCCUGUGUCCUCUGGAGUCUACCCCAAUUAUAAUUUGCAUUGGAUUAAACUACAAGAGCCAUGCCGAAGAGGCCAAGCUUACGGUUCCCAAAUAUCCUGCGGUUUUCGUUAAGCCAGCAGACGCCCUCGCUGGUCCUACCGAUACAAUCCCCGUCCAUGUAGACGCCCGACCCAUGCUCGAUUAUGAGGCCGAACUCGGGGUAGUAAUUGGCAAGGAUGCAAAAAACGUCACAGAAGCAGCGGCGUUGGAUUAUGUGCUAGGCUACACGGCAUGCAACGACGUCUCGGCGCGCAACUUCCAAAUACCUGAAGCUUCUGGAGGUCAGUUCUGCUACGCCAAGUCUUUCGACAAGUUUGCCCCCAUCGGCCACACGAUCGUCCACCCGAGCGAAUUUCCAGACCCUAUUGCCAGCCGAAUUACAGCAAAGGUCAACGGCGAGAUAAAACAAGAUUCCAACACGAAUGACUUGAUCUUUGGCGUCAGGCAGCUGAUUAGUCAUUUAUCAAGGGGUACUACUUUGCGAAAGGGAACAGUCAUCAUGACUGGAACGCCUUCAGGCGUGGGAUACUUUCGUAACGAGUUUCUCAAGGGUGGUGACGUCGUAGAAGUCGAGAUUGAAGGAGUGGGCAAAAUUAGGAAUGUCAUCUCGCAUUCCGAUUAG
This is a messenger RNA of Fusarium redolens, 822 nucleotides long. RefSeq lists its product as uncharacterized. Lineage: Eukaryota; Fungi; Ascomycota; Sordariomycetes; Hypocreales; Nectriaceae. The coding region runs from base 1 to 822 and encodes 273 amino acids. Gene Ontology annotation, molecular function: acetylpyruvate hydrolase activity. The record is from RefSeq and is a predicted model, not a curated record. The transcript is spliced from 3 exons.